AGGGAUUGAGUUCUCUUUGCUCUGAUGAGCCACCUUCAGAAAUUAUGACUUCUUCCUUUUUUUCAUCUUCUGAAAUACAUAACACUGACCUUACAGUACUACGUGGAGAAAAAAGCAAAGUAUUAGGCAGCCAGCCUAUUUUAGCCAAAGAAGGAAAAGACUGUUUGGCUCUUCUAGAUGUGAAAAAGAUGGACAAGCCUCAGGGGACCAGUAAAGACAUAGCAGACUCCCCAGUAUCUGUUGCAGAAGCAGUUCACUGUAACCGUCCUUCCAUUCCAGCCAGUUUCCCAGAUCAUCCAGCCUUUCUCUUAAAGGAAACUGGUCAAAUGGAACAGCAAAUAAAUAAAGAUCAAGAAUCCAAGAACCCAAAUGAGGUACCAAGUAAGGACGAUAAAACUGCCUUGGAUGCCGAUGACAAGUUCACUUUGCUAACAGCCCAGAAAGCACCCACUGAGCAAUCUAAACCAGAAGGCAUUUGUGCAUAUUCAUUGUCCCCCUCUGAAGUUUCAGGAGGGGAUAUUUUGGAAAAGGAUUCCCCUGAAUCACCAUUUGAAGUAAUUAUUGACAAAGCAGCAUUUGAUAAAGAAUUUAAAGAUGCAUAUAAGGAGAGCACAAGUGAUUUCGGUAGCUGGGCAGUGCACACUGAUAGAGAAUCACCUGCAGACAUUUUGGAGUCUAAUGACAAAGUAUUUCCACUGAGAAAUAAAGAAGCAGGAUGUUACCCAACCUCUGCAUUCCUCACUAGACAGUUUUCACACACCACUGCAGCAUUGGAGGCGGUGUCUAGAUGUGUGAAUGAUAUGCAUAACUUUACUAAUGAGAUACUGACUUGGGAUUUCGUUCCCCAAGUGAAACAGAGCGAUAAAUCUGACUACAUCACAACAACUACAGGACUUGACGUGAGUGAAUAUAAUUCAGAAAUUCCAGUUGUAAAUAUCAAAACUGGCACUCACCAGAAAAUUCCUGUCUGUUCUAUUAAUGGGAGCACUACUGUCCCUAAAUCAACAGGUGAUUGGGCAGAAACCUCUAUCCCACAAGAAAAUGCUAUGCCAGACUGUCUCAAUUCCACAAAGGAAAUCAGUAUCAAAGGUGUGCGAGGCAAUGUGCAGAAAGGAGAUGACACACUUUCAGAGUUAUCUGGAUCUCCAUUGGAGAAAUGUGUCUCUCUGGGUUCUGGAGUGGCCACAGUGAAAGUUGUUUUACCUGAUGGCCACCUGAAAGGUGAAAUGAACUGGCAGACUUCUGUGUUGGGAGAAGUGACAGAGGCUGAUAGUUCUGGUGAGUCUGAUGACACAGUAAUAGAGGACAUCAUAGCAGAUAUUUCAUUUGAAAGCAACAAACUUCAGGCCGAAAAACCUGUUUCCAUUCCAAGUGGUGUUGUAAAAACAGAUGAAAGAGAAAUCAAAGAGACUGUUGGUUGUAAUAGGGAAAACAGAACAUAUGAAAACUUUGAAAGGUUGAUCCGUGACUCUGAGCCACGACAAGUUCAGUCUGAUAUUCUUGAAAAGAGUCCAGCUGGUGAGGCAGCAUGCUCACAAGUACCUGAUAUGAAUGUCACAUUGGAAGAUGUGAAGCAGUCAGACAGUAUGAGUGUAGUUGCUCCUGAAAAGCCUGUUGCAACUGAGAACCCAAAACUGCCUUCAUCAGCAUCUCCAAAUGUUCUUAAUGAUAAGACAGAAUUCUCACUAAAUGUGACAACCUCUGCUUAUUUGAAGUCAUUGCAUGAAAAAAGUGUUAAAGAUAUAGAUGAUUCUUCCCCAGAGGACCUGUUAGCAGCCUUUACAGAAACCAGAGAGAAAGGAAUAGUAAUUAAAGGUGAAGGAAAUACCUUUGAAGCAACAUUAGAGAAAACUAAGAACUUUAAAACAACCCUUCCUGUAGAAACUUUGCAUGAAAGUGAGUCAGGUGGUUCUGAAAUUGAAGAUACAGAAAUCAAAUAUGAUGAACAGAGCAAAGAAACAGAUGGAAGUGAGCUUUUGGAUGUUCUCCCUACCCAAGGUACUCCAGUAGCAUCUCUCGACUUAGAACAGGAACAGCUCACAAUCAAAGCCCUUAAAGAGUUGAGUGAAAGGAAGGUUGAGGAGUCAGCUUCUGCACAGGAUAAAGUAGAAUCUCCUUCUGAAGAAAUGCACAAGCAGACUUUAACAUUCGCUCCAGAAUCUUCAUGGCCACAGAGAUCAUAUGAUGUCCUAAAACACAAAGAUGUCAAGACUGAAUCUGAUCUUGGGAUUUCCAAGAAGUACACUGUUAUGAAAGAAACUACUAGGGUAGAUAUUACUUCCAACCUUAACAAGACUGAACUGGUAAACAAGCAUAUCCUAGCAAGACUUCUGGCAGACUUCUCAGUGCACGACUUGAUUUUCUGGAGAGAUGUGAAGAAGACUGGCUUUGUCUUUGGCACCACGCUGAUCAUGCUGCUUUCCUUGGCUGCUUUCAGUGUCAUCAGUGUGGUUUCUUACCUCAUCCUGGCUCUUCUGUCUGUUACCAUCAGCUUCAGGGUCUACAAGUCUGUCAUCCAAGCUGUACAGAAGUCAGAAGAAGGCCAUCCAUUCAAAGCCUACCUGGAUGUAGACAUCACUCUGUCCUCUGAAGCUUUCCAUAAUUACGUGAACGCUGCCAUGGUGCACAUCAACAGAGCCCUGAAACUCAUUAUUCGUCUCUUUCUGGUGGAAGAUCUAGUUGACUCCUUGAAGCUGGCUGUCUUCAUGUGGCUGAUGACCUAUGUUGGUGCCGUUUUCAAUGGGAUCACCCUUCUGAUUCUUGCCGAACUGCUGAUUUUCAGUGUUCCAAUUGUCUACGAGAAGUACAAGACCCAGAUUGAUCACUAUGUUGGCAUCGCCCGUGAUCAGACCAAGUCAAUUGUUGAAAAAAUCCAAGCAAAGCUCCCUGGAGUCACAAAAAAAAAGGCAGAAUAAGUACAUGGAAACCAUGGAACCAGUACCAGAACCAGUACAUGGAAACAGUUACUAAAACACCAUUUAAUAGUUACAAUGUUACUUGUACUUUGAAGGAACAUGCUCACUGUCAGCUUGAGCCUGCAUUCCAAGCUUUUUUUUUCUUAAUUUGGUGUUUUCCUCCCCCUUCUUUCCCUUUACCCUCAGUAUCAAGCACAAGAAUUGUUGGACUAAAAAAAGAACUGCUAUCUUAGAACCCAAAAGAAUAAAGAAAGAAUGAAAUAAAUAGGAUAAAUCAGUACCUUAAGGUGGUGGAGCUUUUACCCUGUAGCUUGAAAGGGGAGGGGGGAGGGUGGAGGUGAAGGAGAAAAUGAAAAAUAAAACACAUCUCUUGGGUUCUUCUAUUCAAUUUUCAAGGACUAGUCUUACACAGCUUCCCAUUUCCCAUCAUAGUUUUGCCCUUAUUUUUAAGUUAAGAAAUAAUGAUUAACUUAUGAAGAAAUUAUCUGGGAACAGGAGUGGGAUUCCUUCCCUUGUUGUUUUGUUUUGUUUCUGCAGCCCUCUGAUCCCAUCUUCCUGCCCCACAAUGUGAGCAGCUACUCCUAAUCUUCUUCGUUUAACGAUGUAACUUUCAACUCUGAAUAACUUAUAGGUGAUAGCGGUAAUUCCUGUUUCCCAGAAUGCCAUCUGAUAACCAAGAAUGGUGAUGCAGAGUAGGCUGGAGGAGGGGCGCACGAGAGCACUGCUGUGACUCCCACUCACGCUUAGGAAAGGAAAGGCUCCGCCAUCUGGGUCGGUGGUGUCUGGUCGUUUCUUUUGGACACCAGUCUGAAUUUCGUUUGAGAAUUUAUUCCUGAAUGUGCUUUCCUCCCUCUUUCCUACCCUCAAUAAAUAUGGUUGUACUUUUCUUAUUAUAAAAUAAAUGUCUGUAACUGCUGUACACUGCUGUAAACUUGUUAGAGAAAAAAAUUAAUCUGCAUGUGGGCUCUUCAGUUAUUGAAUUAUAAUCCUGUCUCAGUCCGUUGGGGGGAACAUUCUCAAGAGGUGAAUUACAGAAACAUAAAGGCCUUUUUCUCUUUUCUCCCUACAGCUUCCUCCUUCACAUGCUACAUCUUUAACCUGUGUUCAUCGUUUUACCCUAAGGACCAAAGCCGAGCUGGCUUGAGAGGAGAUUGUGUCUGUAGUUAAGAGACCACAAAUUAGUGUAGGGAAGUGCAUUUUGUGGUUCAUACGGAGUUUUAAAACUUGGAGACUAGCUUCUUGGGUGUGUUAUGUUUUGAGGGUUCCUUUCAUUUUCAGGCACAUAAAAUGUCUUAGCACCUCUACCUGCUGUGGGGUGCUUCUUUUGAGAAUGUUUUCCAAGAAGCGUUUCGUUAGGUAAGGGUGACCAGGCAGGGCCAGACUGUGUUGAUGGGCUCUGUGCACAAUUAAAAGACAACAGAACAGUUCACACUGACAUCAGAUGGAGGAUGUUUGGGAAUCUUCAAUUCCUAUUGGAGACUGAUAAGUGUCUUCCUCCCCUUCUAACAGAAAAAUUCAGUAAACUUGAAAGAAAAGUCAUCUGUGGGUUCCUUCAGGUUGUAACUCAUAGUCAUGAUAAUCUGGAGGGAAUAUGCACUGGUGACUUGAAAGUAAGGGCUACGAUCUGUUACGGUCCCAAAGCAGUGCAACUUUGUAGAAGGUAGUGGAAGUUUUCUUUCUACUUUUUUGGGGAAAUUACUUAGGAAUCGCCUUACUCCACUUAUUUUCUUGGCCCCCUUUGUAACUGAUUUCAUGUCGUAGUAGGAAAUGCAUUCUCUGUCGCCAUCCUUUGCCCUCCCAGGAAGUCAGUGCACUGAUCAUCUUUUUGGGCUUCCCCUCCAAAGGACCUUUUUCUUUACUGGAAGCCUCCACACCUAGCUCUGUUUUGUUAUUGUUGUGUUUAGAUAAUUGGACAGAUCCUUGUGCCACACAGGAAUUUUUUGUUUUUUUAAGAAUCUAUAGAUGAAAAAUUAACUAAUGAAACUGUGUACGUGUUAAUGUGCGUGCAACAUAAAAAUACAGUAGCACCUAAGGAGCUUGAAUCUUGGUUCCUGUAAAACUGCAAAUUGAUGUGGUAUUAAUUAAAAAAAAUGAAACAAAA
This is a messenger RNA of Camelus dromedarius (Arabian camel), 5016 nucleotides long. RefSeq names its product reticulon 3 (gene RTN3). The coding region runs from base 45 to 2915 and encodes 956 amino acids. Gene Ontology annotation, cellular component: endoplasmic reticulum membrane. The record is from RefSeq and is a predicted model, not a curated record. The transcript is spliced from 7 exons. NCBI's taxonomy places the organism in Eukaryota, Metazoa, Chordata, Mammalia, Artiodactyla, Camelidae.